This is a messenger RNA of Zea mays, 1056 nucleotides long. RefSeq names its product protein RRP6-like 2. Gene Ontology annotation, biological process: histone mRNA catabolic process; exonucleolytic trimming to generate mature 3'-end of 5.8S rRNA from tricistronic rRNA transcript (SSU-rRNA, 5.8S rRNA, LSU-rRNA); nuclear polyadenylation-dependent antisense transcript catabolic process. The record is from RefSeq and is a predicted model, not a curated record. Gene Ontology annotation, cellular component: nuclear exosome (RNase complex); nucleolus. Gene Ontology annotation, molecular function: 3'-5'-RNA exonuclease activity; single-stranded RNA binding. The transcript is spliced from 6 exons. NCBI's taxonomy places the organism in Eukaryota, Viridiplantae, Streptophyta, Magnoliopsida, Poales, Poaceae. Bases 1 to 1056 code for a protein of 351 amino acids.
AUGGAUGCGCGUGGCCCGCUCGCGGACCUCGACGACGCCCCGCUCGCGCGCCGCGGCUGUUCCGCCAUGGACGAGCCCGAGAAAGUGAGGGGCAGGGAGGAUGCGGCGUCGGGCCACGAGGCUGGCGGCGCUGAGGAGGCCGGGGAUGGGUUCCAGCUCGUGAUCCAUGGCAAGAAGAAGAAGAGGGCGGCUAGCGGCCAGGACUGCAGGACUGCUGGCUCUGGCUUUGGCGCUGGCGCCGGGCCAGUGCGGGCGUUGACCAGGGAGAAGGGAGACGCGCCGGCGCCGGGGGCCAAGGCCAAGGUGCCUUGCCACGAUCCAAGCAUUCCCCGGCCGCAGGACGUGUACAAAAUCAGAGUGGAUAACUACAAGCCAUUCGAGCAUGUCUGGCUGGAGCGCAACGAAGACGGCACCCGACAUGUUCACCCGCUGGAAAACCUGCCUGUUGAACAGUUCGUUGUUAGAAAUGUUCCUGACAGAGAACCAGUGAAGCCAGCUGAUUUAGAGGAUACACCAUUUACGCUGGUUCAAGAUCACAAAGGCUUAACAGAAUUAGCUAAGAAGUUGAAGAGCGUAACUGAAUUUGCUGUAGAUCUAGAGCAUAAUCAAUAUAGGUCAUUUCAGGGCUUGACCUGCUUGAUGCAGAUUUCAACAAGAACAGAAGACUUUAUUGUGGACACUCUUAAGCUACGCAUAUACAUUGGUCUCUAUUUGCAAGAGCCUUUCAAAGAUCCAACAAAGAGAAAGACUGUCCGCGUGGUGUCACCAAGGCAGAUAAGCGAGUUCCGGAGGUCCGAGAAGCGAGUGAAGGAAGAAGCGCAGAAGGGGAAGGAGACUGGUGAGAAGGGCGGAUCAAGCACGAGACUUACCGGUGAGGCGGUGGCCCACGUCGACGACUUACCGGAUUUUUUUUCAAAUGCAAAGCUGGAUAUGAGGGCAGGCCAGAUGUGGUGGCUACCGCGAGCUGUAAAGAAGCUCAUCGUGGACAUGAACUACGAGGCACAUCCAGGCCAUCGUAACUUUCCACGCCUCCAUCCUUGGAGAGAAGAUGAGUAA